CAUAUGAUCAAAAUGGAAGCCACAGAUCGGAUGUUCAACCGCCGCCCUAUGCACGAAGGCCGGCCACUGAUCGGGCUUCAGAAAAAAUCAACAGAAACGAAGCAUGCUACGAAUCAAAUACCCGAUUUAACCAAUUUAAUGAACGACAUGUUCUUUGGUACAACAAACGGCAAAGAUGAGAAGAAAGUAGGAUUAGCGGUCCGCGACCGCUGUGGCGAUGAUUUUGAUUCGAGCACAAGGAGCGUGAGCAGCAGGCAGACUCAGGAGUGGUUGGAGGAGGCCAAGAGGAUGGUGGCCUCCUCCCCCUCCAGAGGAGGUGAUUCUCCCUCGCGACUCGUCUCCUCACCGAGAUUUGCCUCGUCGCAAGGCCGGCUUUCCUCGUCAUCUAUUAUUGAUAGAAGAGAUCCUUUCUCCAGAUCCGCUAGAAGGCACAGAGCAGGCCAAGGAAUAAGUGGGGAGAUUCUUUCCAGAACAGCAGCAAAUCAUACCCGAAACAGAUCCGAAUCCAAUUUGGAUCCUCCGCAACCCGAUUCGGAGCCAUCAUCCCCUGCAGCCGACCUCAACAGCCCAAACAACAACCUAGGGGCCCCACCCCUCCCUCCCCGCCAAUCAUUCCACCGCAGAACCCGGUUCCAAACCGAACCAAGAUCACCGCUGUCACACCCAAUCACAACCAACCCUCCCGCCAAUUCCAUUUCCAUUUCCAAACGAACUUUCAAAAACACCUCUCCAAAUACCAAUCAACAACUGCUCUCCCCGCCAAAGAACCUCGUCGAGUCGGCCCACCGGAGGUCACUGUCGUCGAGCACGUGCUCCGUGCCAGGCUCUGGCCUCCUCUCCCCGCCUCGGAACUUGGUGGAGUCGGCCCACCGGAGAUCCAUAUCCUCAUCCACCUGCAGAAACGACAAGAUCUUUCAAGAGGACAAUGUAGACAAUGGGCUAGCCAAAACAAAAGUUUCAAUGGAUCAAGAACCGAACACCUCCUCGAAGGAUCAUGAUUUCAAUAGCUUCUUGAAAGAUCAAAGACUCAAAAUUGAGAUGCUUAUGAAUGGAGAGAUCAAUGGAAAGGCCAAGAUUGUGCUUUCUGGCCCCUCAAAUAGUACAAGUUCAAUGGUUGCAGCCACAUGCUACGCGUGGCUGCUGGAGAACAAAAACGUCGCUAGCAGGAAGGAGGCAGCGCGAAACGACAAUUUUGUCGAGUUUGUUGUGCCUGUUAUGAACAUGAGGAGAGGGAAAAUGUGGAAGCAGCGCCAAGCAGCUUGGCUUUUCAAUCAUGCUGGACUUGAUGCUUCUUCUCUGCUCUUUUCCAAUGAGGUCGACUUGGAGACGCUGAUGAUGGAAAUGCAGCUGAGCAUUCUAGUAAUUGGAGAAGACAUCCUCAAGACAAAUGGCGAGGUGGGCUCGGCGUGUACUGUUCUAACUGAUAACUACUGUGAGGAUGCAUAUGACCUCCUUCAGACACCAAUGUUGAAGAAGCUACUGAUGGCAGGUAUUCUGUUGGACACACAAAACUUGAGCCCUUCUCCCAAACUGUCAAUGACUAGAGAUGCUGAGGCAGUUCAGCUUCUAUCAGUUUCCUCUACACCCAACUAUAGGAAUACUCUUUUUGAUCACUUGUUUCAAGAUCACAGAGAAGCAGAUUUCUAUGAAGUUAUGUGUAGGGUUUAUGGUAAACCACCCAAUGAAAUUGAUUGGAAAAAUGAAUCACCAAGGGAGCGUAAAACAACCUCGGAGAAGAUCUCCCCUAACAAAUUGAUUGGACAAAGUGAUGAUCAUAAGAACAGGGAUGCAACAAAUGACACAAGAAUGAAGAAAGUCUCACCUGUUUCAGGCAAACCGACAGUGUCGCCUCCGGUCCAGAAUCCAAUCAAUGAACAAACAAAAUCGAACGAGGCCAAUCGUGGCAAGAACAGAAACUUUUUUGCUAGACUAUUUGGCUUCGGUUCAAAGUAGUUCAAGAAUGUGGAUUUUGUCUAGUGCAUUGAGGCUCUAUAAUUGGACCCUCCAUACUUAUUUGGAGUGUUCUAAGUUUUUUCUUGAAUAUUUUUUUGUUUUUGGAAUCAGACAAUAACCUAAGAAAUGAGUUUUCCAAA
This is a messenger RNA of Salvia splendens (bonfire salvia), 2093 nucleotides long. RefSeq lists its product as uncharacterized. NCBI's taxonomy places the organism in Eukaryota, Viridiplantae, Streptophyta, Magnoliopsida, Lamiales, Lamiaceae. The coding region runs from base 4 to 1953 and encodes 649 amino acids. Gene Ontology annotation, cellular component: cytoplasm. The transcript has 9 exons. The record is from RefSeq and is a predicted model, not a curated record. Gene Ontology annotation, molecular function: exopolyphosphatase activity.